This is a messenger RNA of Strongyloides ratti, 954 nucleotides long. RefSeq lists its product as hypothetical. The coding region runs from base 1 to 954 and encodes 317 amino acids. The record is from RefSeq and is a predicted model, not a curated record. Lineage: Eukaryota; Metazoa; Nematoda; Chromadorea; Rhabditida; Strongyloididae. The transcript is spliced from 2 exons.
AUGGCUCGUGAAACUAGAAAGAGUGUUCGUCAUGUAUCUCCCACUACAAAGAAAAAUAAUUUAAAGCGUGUAUUUCAUGAUACUGUUAUUGACACAGAAGAUACAAUUAGUGAUUCUACAAUAUUUUCGGAUUUAAAUAAAAUAUCAAUUAAUGAUACUGGAUAUCUCGCAGGGGAUUCAAACAAUUGUGAGAUGACUAUAAAUGAAUCUACACAAUCGGCUACCUCUAACAAGUCGACGAGAGCAUCUUCAAGACGUACAAAAGAAUCAGGAACAAGGCAGUCUGGUAGAAGAAAGACCACCAAAAAGGACAACACUAAUGUAUCUCUUGAAGGUACUCAUUCCUUAACUUUAAUAGAAACGACAAUUAAAGAAGAACCAGAGGAAGAAUAUUGUGGAGAUAAUAAUAAAACUGAAGAUCCUAGUUUUUCGUUUGAAGAUGGGAAUGGAGUCAAUAAAUUAGCUGUCGAUUGGGAACCACUAGCUGAAUCUACAAGGAUUGCUCCUAAACGGUGGAAUGGUUCGUCGUCUUCAAGGAGUUUUAUUGGUGACUUUACAUGCAGUAGUCUAUGUGUAGUAGAAGAGGACAGUGAUGAAACACUGGAAGCAGAGGAAUCGUCUAUAAGUUCAAGAGUUAGAUCAAAGAAUGUGACAGAAGAUGUUUCUUCAUUAAGCACUAUCAGUUAUGACUCAGGUCUUUCUGCCACUGUAAUUUUGAGUGAAGGAAACCAAGAUGUGUCAGAAGAUCAAACUAACUUAAGUGAUACUCUUGUUUCUACACAAAACUUUGUCGGCACCAAUGAGUUAUAUGAGACGAUAAAGAUUAUGUAUCUUAAUCUUAUGGCAAUGGAUAAAACAAAUGGGCGUCAUUUAGAUCCAAUGGACAUAGAGUACUUUGGUGUAAAUGUUAAAUUGGCAACCAGAGAUUUUUUAAAAAAAUAUUUUAAUGCUUAA